AUGGAGAGCUACUAUGACAAGAUAUACACUUCAUAUGCACUGGGAGGGUCACUGGUACCAAGAUGGACAAAGGCUCCAGGUGUACAAAGAAAGUGUCGUUUGGAGAUGAGUAGUGCUGAUGAAAACUGCAGAGUCUUUCCCCGUGUAAGAGUUCUUCUCACGGCAGAGCUUCACGUUGAUUGA
This is a messenger RNA of Eruca vesicaria subsp. sativa (arugula), 183 nucleotides long. The record is from the annotation of a GenBank genome assembly. NCBI's taxonomy places the organism in Eukaryota, Viridiplantae, Streptophyta, Magnoliopsida, Brassicales, Brassicaceae.